AUGAAGUUCAUACUCCUUGCACUUGCAUCAGCCGUCACAGCUGCAGUCACUGGCGGUGACGACUGCCAAACUACGUACGACCACUGCAGAUCAUCUGGAGGCAGUGAGGUAUCCUGCCAAUGUGACCUAGCGACAUGCUCGGGCGAAGACAGUGCCCGUAUCCGAGACUACUGCGCAUCCGCAACCUCCGGCGCCGCAACCUCACCACCAUCCGCCAGUUCAUACACGACACCUCCGCAACCGUACGGCCCUACAGGUGUAACCUCCCCAACGAACAUCGUCACCGGCACACCAGGAAGCCAGCCCUCCGGCCAACCACCCGUCAACGCCCCAGAAGGCUCCCUCGAUCUCGGCGCCACAUGCUCAGACGACAAGCAAUGCAGACCCGGCGUUCAGUGCUGGGCUAGCAAUGCAGGACUCAUCCGUCGUUGCGGCAACUUCAACGCAGCAUGCAAGAGCAAUGCACAGUGUGCUUACAACACUUGCAACAACGGCCUUUGCAAUGGAUUCAUCUCUCCUUCCGCGAAUGCUUCGAUGACUGCUGAACCGACUGGGACAGGCUUCUUGCCGAAUGGAACGAGCGCGCCGACGAGCAGCAUUGUGCCGUAUGAGGGCGCGGCGCCGAUGUCGAGCAUCAUGAGUGGGUUUGCGGCGAUGUUCUUUGGGGUUAUUGCUUGGGUUCUGUAG
Molecule: messenger RNA, 687 nt
Organism: Zasmidium cellare ATCC 36951
Lineage: Eukaryota; Fungi; Ascomycota; Dothideomycetes; Mycosphaerellales; Mycosphaerellaceae
Exons: 1
Coding region: 1-687 (228 amino acids)
Source: RefSeq, a predicted model, not a curated record